AUGGGAUAAACUAGAUAAAGCCACGCGGCCUCUGUGCAGCCACUGCCGAAUCGAACCACUCUGUAAAGAUGCGAUUCAGCGACCUCCAACUGCGACACCCAUUUACUCGCCCACACCACCAUGGCCUCUCUCCUCUCCCCACUUUCGAUUUCCCUCCAAAUCACUCCCCAAACCCUCUUUUUCUCUCCUCUCAAAUCCCACGUCUCCCUCUUCGCCGGAACUUUCAGGACCAAGGCAUUCUUCGGCGACAUCUCCGACCGCCUGCUCGAUAACUUGGACGGCCCUCUCCGGCCGGUGGAUCAGCUUCCGGUUUUGCAAUCUGGGUACCUUCAGUUUCAACGAUUCUCGGGGGAAUUGAGCGAUUUGCAGAAAUGGGGUUUCAUUGUUUUUGCUGGGGUUUUGUGGGUUUAUCUCACUGCUCGACCAGGGGUGCUUUUUGGCGCCAUUGAUGCCUAUCUUCUGGCUCCUCUGCAGCUGGGGCUCGACAGUUUGACGGGGAGGAGAAGCUUGAAGAGCUCUGAUUUUGUGAUUGGGGGAAAAUUGGGGGAGGGUUCGUUUGGAGUUGUUUAUUCGGGUGCGUUUCUUCCCAAGAAUGUGAAGAUUGAGGAGCGAGCGAGUAGAGGUUUGGAGGUGGAUGGGAAGGACAAGGUGAUUCUUAAGAAGAUUAAGGUGGGAGUUAAAGGAGCAGAGAAGUUUGGGGAAUAUGAAGAGUGGUUUAACUACAGACUUUCAAGAGCAGCGCCUGAAACUUGUGCUGAGUUUCUUGGCAGUUUUGUAGCUGAUAGAGAAAGCAGGCAAUUCUCUGCAGGAGGGAAAUGGCUCGUUUGGAAAUUUGAGGGAGAUCAAACUCUUGCUGAUUACAUGAAAGAUAGAAGCUUCCCUGUAAACUUGGAAGCUCUUAUGUUUGGACGUGUCUUACGAGGCGUAAACUCAGUCGAGAAGAACGCUUUGAUAAUCAAGCAAAUCUUACGCCAAAUCAUUAAAUCAUUGAAGAAGAUCCACGACACAGGUAUUGUUCACAGGGAUGUGAAGCCUGCAAACUUAGUAGUAACCAAGAAAGGGCAGAUAAAGAUUAUUGAUUUCGGGGCAGCCACUGACCUUCGGAUCGGCAAGAACUACGUACCAAAUCUUGCUUUGCUGGAUCCCGAUUACUGCCCUCCCGAGCUUUACGUGAUGCCUGAAGAAACACCGAGCCCCCCUCCAGCUCCCAUUGCUGCACUUUUUUCUCCCAUAGUCUGGCAGCUGAACAGCCCAGAUUUGUUUGACAUGUAUUCUGCUGGUAUUGUGCUUUUGCAAAUGGCAGUACCAAACUUGAGAAGUAGUGCUGGGUUGAAGAAUUUCAAUUUGGAACUCAAGAACUAUGGAUAUGACUUGAAUAAAUGGAGGGAGAAAACAAGAACAAAGCCCGAUUUGACGAUUCUCGAUCUCGACUCGGGGAGGGGGUGGGAUCUCGCAACGAAGCUUGUCUCGGAGAGAGGCUUCCUUAGAAGGGGGCGUUUAUCGGCUGCCGCUGCUCUGAGGCAUCCUUAUUUCUUGUUGGGUGGUGAUCAGGCAGCUGCAGUUAUUUCAAAACUAAAUUUGGUCAAGAAAUGAGGUUAUGGAAGGGAAUGUAAGUAGAAAUUAGAUAUAUAAAUAUCAUUUUUGUAUCUUGAUCUGGUUUUUCAUAUUCAAUUUCAUGGGGCAAUAUKAUGGUCCCUUUUGCAAGAUUAUAACCUUUUAAGUAAUGUCUUCAAUGCAAAAUUUUGACUUUUGAGAUAAAAAAA
Molecule: messenger RNA, 1763 nt
Organism: Momordica charantia (bitter melon)
Lineage: Eukaryota; Viridiplantae; Streptophyta; Magnoliopsida; Cucurbitales; Cucurbitaceae
Gene: STN8
Product: Protein kinase superfamily protein
Biological process (GO): protein phosphorylation
Molecular function (GO): protein kinase activity; ATP binding
Source: RefSeq, a predicted model, not a curated record